CUGGGGAAAUCCCAUGAUGACAUAGUGACAUCGCUCCCAAAAGAUGAAGAUGCCCCCGAGCUAGAGUCACGACUUCAAUUCCAUAAGCAAUUUAUGAUAGGAGCGCAAAGUAACAGAGCGGGGUUAGGAUCAAAUAGGAAAGUCCAAGAUGCGGAUAUAUUGAAGUCUUUUAUUCGGCAAGACGAGAAUGAUAAAUAUAAGAUCCAUGCAAUGAAUUUAGAAAUGCAGAACGAGUGGUUAGACAUAGGAGAUUUUUGCAUCCCAUUAGCAUUAAAAUGGCGCACUUUAAUUUAUGAUUGGUCGCCAGCAUUGCUAAAAUUCUAUCUCAAUGCGUUCCAGAUGACUCUCCCAGAUCAGAGUAAUUUAGUAAGAUGGGGUAAAAGUACCGAAAAAACUUGCUAUAUUUGUGGAAAGGCAGUUGGAACUGCUAAGCAUCUGCUGGUGGGAUGUAAGGUACUCCUGGACAGCGGUCAAUACUCGCGUCGUCACGAUAGGGUUCUAGAAGUCAUACGUUUUGUGAGAGAAGGCUCUAGGGCUACAAAAUCAAACGUCAAGCCUUACUCCAUCCUUAAAGCGGCGUCGGAUUGGACUAUAAUGAUGGACACGUAUGAAAAACAAUAUAAAAUCCCCGAGGAUAUUUGUGCGUCGGCCUCCAGACCGGAUAUAUUUUUGUUUUCGCGAAUUUUAAAGCGCGUAAUGAUGAUAGAGCUUACGGUCCCUUGGGAAACCAACAUCCCCAAAGACCAUACCAUCAAGGUCAACAAAUAUUACGAGCUCACAAACGAACUCACUCGAAAUAGGUUCGUAGUAGAUUUGUACGCGGUAGAGGUGGGAGCGAGAGGUAUAACAGCGAAAUCUCUCUAUAACCUACUAAAGGACUUGGGCUUGUCCAGAACUCACAUUAAUGCAUUCUUGGAACGUACAUCGAAGGCAGCCCUAGUAGGUUCUUUUCAAAUUUGGUUAGGUAGGGAGAGGAGCUUGGACAGUGGAGGUGAGCGUAUAACGCGCUAUUCUUAA
Danaus chrysippus (African queen) is the source of this 1017-nucleotide messenger RNA. Lineage: Eukaryota; Metazoa; Arthropoda; Insecta; Lepidoptera; Nymphalidae. The record is from the annotation of a GenBank genome assembly.